AUGCCUGGCGAAGGACAUAAAUUCGAACGCCAUGCGUCAGUCACACAGCAGCGUCGACUGUCGCUACAGUACGAGCGCAACGCUUGGUUAGGGCCGCCGUCAGAUACUACCUACGCCGGUAUCUCGGGUAAUUUUGAGGAGAACCAUACAUCAAUCGCAAUCGCAAUCCGCGAUACUACAUAUCUACUGGACUUCAUCGAGAGGAAGUUCACGGACGGUCAUGCAUCCGCAGAGGAAGUCACUGACUUCAUCAUUGCCAAGCUCAAGGCAUAUUCCAAGCACCACAUGGAGAAGUUCAUUGGACUGUCAAUGCCUGAAGAUGUUGCAAACCACUGCCCUCGACUAUGCCCUCGCCUUUGGGCGGAGCUGGACAUCGUUCCAUUGGUCCUGUCAAAUGUAUCACUGAUAGACCGGAUGAGCGUCGAACAGUUUGACGAGUCUCAAGAGCCAACAAGUACUGGAUGGGAUGCAAAGACCGUUGAUGAACAGGCUGAAUCCAUGGCACGAAAAGGUGUUAGACUAUUUGGACCGGAAAAUACGCCCCUGCUACAAGUGGGCUUCCUCGGCCUCGUGGAAGUGGACACAGCUUACCAUGUGAGAAUGGCGGACUUGAGUGAUUUCCAGACAACAGUAUCGGAUAGGACAUGGUCCGCAGUGCAACAAUACGCCAAUGAGAUGAAAGAGCGCAAGGUGAAAUUGGCAUUUUUCAGUUCCACGCCUCAGGGUGGUGGCGUGGCAUUGAUGCGGCAUGCUCUCUUGCGAUUUUCGCAUUGUCUGGGCACUGACAUCAAAUGGUACGUCCCGAAACCACGGCCAGGCGUCUUCAGGAUUACCAAGACAAACCACAAUAUCCUGCAAGGUGUCGCCCAUAAAGGAGAGCGCUUAUUGCCAGAGAACAAGAAGAUCUUGCGGGAGUGGACUGAGGAGAAUGCCAGGCGAUAUUGGACCCGACCAGAUGGACCUUUGCGUCCGCCGUCAGAGGGCGGUGCAGAUGUCAUAGUUAUCGACGAUCCUCAGAUGCCAUGCCUUAUCCCAAUCGCAAAAGCACUGGCUCCAGAUCGACCAGUCAUCUUCCGAAGCCACAUUCAAAUCCGAAGUGAUCUGGUUGCGAUACCUGACUCCCCACAGGCGGAGGCUUGGGAGUUCCUCUGGAAUAAUAUCAAACACGCCGACUGUUUUAUCAGUCACCCUGUGAGCGACUUCGUACCGCGGAAUGUACCCAUAGACAUGGUGGGCUAUAUGCCUGCAUCAACUGACUGGUUGGAUGGACUGAACAAGACUAUGCGGGACUGGGACGUCGCGCACUAUGGCCGUAUCUUCAAUUCCGCAUGUCGCAAUACUGAUAUGCCAUGUAUCCAGUGGCCCGAGGAUUCGUACAUCGUCCAGAUCGCACGGUUCGACCCGUCUAAGGGUAUUCAGGAUGUGCUGGUUUCCUACGAGAAAUUUUACAACAAACUAGUAUACGAAAGCCCUCAGAUGAUUCCUCCCAAACUACUGAUUUGCGGACACGGAUCAGUGGAUGAUCCCGACGGAACAAUUAUCUACGAUGAGACAAUCGAAUAUUUGGAGAAAAAAGUCCCAGAUAUCCGCCACCUGAUCUGCGUGCUGCGGGUGCGGCCCUGCGACCAAGUCCUGAACGCCAUUCUCUCCAAGGCAACCAUCGCACUGCAACUAUCUAGGUCCGAAGGUUUCGAGGUCAAAGUCUCUGAGGCAAUUCACAAAGGCAAACCAGUGAUCGCCACGCGUGCCGGCGGCAUCCCGCUGCAAGUGGCGAAUGGGAAGAAUGGGUUCCUGGUUGAUGUUGGCGAUACCGACGCUGUGGCACAGCACUUAUUCGAUCUCUGGACUGACCACGAUCUAUACAAACGCAUGUCAGAGUACGGCAUCAACAAUGUAAGCGAUGAAGUGAGUACCGUGGGAAGUACUCUCAAUUGGCUUUAUCUCGCCACCAAGUUGUCGCGUGGUGAGACUCUGCGGCCCAAUGGACGCUGGAUCGAUGACAUGGCGUUUGAAGAGAUUGGUGUUCCUGAGAAAAAGGAUGAGCUGCGGCUCACACGCGCAGUCAGAGUGGAGGAUAUGGGCUGA
This is a messenger RNA of Penicillium coprophilum, 2085 nucleotides long. It is a transcript of the gene ccg9, whose product is annotated as putative trehalose synthase (Ccg-9). Gene Ontology annotation, molecular function: glycosyltransferase activity. Bases 1 to 2085 code for a protein of 694 amino acids. The transcript is spliced from 6 exons. The record is from RefSeq and is a predicted model, not a curated record. NCBI's taxonomy places the organism in Eukaryota, Fungi, Ascomycota, Eurotiomycetes, Eurotiales, Aspergillaceae.